Molecule: messenger RNA, 1851 nt
Organism: Seminavis robusta
Lineage: Eukaryota; Bacillariophyta; Bacillariophyceae; Naviculales; Naviculaceae
Source: the annotation of a GenBank genome assembly
GAAAAAGCUCUGAUAGAGCUGCUGAAGCUGCGCUGGCACAGCUGCUGGCACAGGUACUACUAGCUAGCUAGUAGUACGUGCAAAUUCUUGGGACACACACACAGGGUUUUCUAAAGAGCCAGUCGGGAGGUUAUCUGCAUUGAUACUGUGCGGAAGCCAGCUAGCUAGGGCCAGGCCUUGUGAACCUCCCCCAUGAACCUGGUGCUGUUGUUGACAUUGGCAUUGCCAACCGUUGUCCAUGCAUCAGCCAGUAAUCGCUUCACAGCAACCAUCAGUAACAAUCGUCCCUUGUCCCUGCUAUCCUUCACCCGCCACGAAAAGACCAGUCGCCAAUUUCCUUCGUGGCAACCCAUUCCUCGCGGAGGAGAUACCUACAUGGAUACAAGUAGUAGUGAAGGCCAAAACGUUGCGACCACCGGUGCUACCCAAGCGAUGAAUGACACAAGAAUAAUGACCAAGAAUAGCCGCUUGGCGGCUCUCGCUGUUUGUACUACCACCGUUAUCUUUUUGUCCAUGAGAGUGUGGGGUUCAUGGAUCAGACGGGGCAGUCUAGCAACAGGACUGUGGUUUCUCAGUCACUUUUUUACCAUCCUUACCAACGCGGCGGUGGCAGUAGCCAUGGGGGUCACUGCUGCCAGCAGCAACAAGAACAACAACAAGGCUCUAUCUCCCUCCAUUUGGAUCGCCUUGGUGUCGGCCAUUCUGGGGGUGGGAAUUGUCUACCACGCCGCCUUGAAGCACCUGAGAACGUUGACAGGGUUGAACAAAAUUGCCGAUGAAGGGGUACACACGGUCGUGCCGAUUGCAACGUUUGCAUGGUGGAUGAUCUUUGAGCACCGUCCUGUGCCAAUAUGGCAGGGAGCCAAGGCAUGUGUGGUUUGGCCCGUGGCCUACGGGGUAUACAUUUUGAUUCGAGCCAACUUGCUGGACGGAUUCUAUCCGUAUCCAUUCCUCAAUUUACCCGAGAUUGGGCUUCAGCAGUUUGUCAUCAAUUGCAUUGGAUUGGGAGUUGUGUUUGGUGGCCUGGGGGCAGGGUUGCUUGGUAUGAAACGAGGAGUUGAGGCCGUGACAAAGACCAAAACAGAGACCAAAAAGAAACAAUAGCAAAGAGCAAAAACGGUGGGCAGUCUCCUGUUUGCCAGGUUGGAUUGACGUCCUACAUGUAGAUUCGAGCAAAUCUCUGUCAGUCAUGGCGAGUUUACUGGUUGAAAUGAUUCGCUCCUGAGGUUUCCUUGUGGUCGCCAGCUUGAGCAGCUGUUGGUUCCCUUUAGUACUGCAGGCAUCACUUCAUUUAUUUGUUUAUUUGGAGGGAAUGGAAGUGCAGUUGAUUGCUUGUCCGCCAUGAACUGCAGCUGAAUUGCUCUAGAUUCGAUUCACUUGUACCCAAGCUUUGGUAGAGUACUCGUGAAGACAAAACGAAAAUAUUAUUAUCUAAUGAAAGCAACAGCCCGAAUGACACAAUCGUUAUUGCUACCGGUACCUUGGGUUGCACUGAAGCUAACAUGGACAUCUGUUCUUUGCCUGUUGAAGUGCAAGGCUGUAAAGUGUUCUACGGUACCAAUCUGCUAUCACCCCCUCGUUUCAUUUCGGCGCCUUCUCCUAUGAACAGAUUUCUUCAGCGUCAAUCAGUUGACUUGGCAACUGCUGGUUCUUGUAGUUACGGCUGUUUCAAUUCUCUCUCUAGCUAGUACUUCCAGUUUGUCUGUUGACGCAUGGCUUUCUUCCCCAACCGCACAAUUUCCCCACCCAAGUCCACUUCGGUUUCAGUUCGACCUCGUUCCAUAUCUUGCAGCAUGGACGUCUUGGAGCUGUCAUAGUUAAACUUGAAAACUAGCCAAAAAAUUGCAAACC